This is a messenger RNA of Penicilliopsis zonata CBS 506.65, 771 nucleotides long. RefSeq lists its product as hypothetical. Gene Ontology annotation, molecular function: structural constituent of ribosome. Gene Ontology annotation, cellular component: ribosome; cytosol. Gene Ontology annotation, biological process: translation. NCBI's taxonomy places the organism in Eukaryota, Fungi, Ascomycota, Eurotiomycetes, Eurotiales, Aspergillaceae. The transcript is spliced from 5 exons. The coding region runs from base 1 to 771 and encodes 256 amino acids. The record is from RefSeq and is a predicted model, not a curated record.
AUGGCUGUUGGAAAGAACAAGCGCUUGUCCAAGGGGAAGAAGGGUGUGAAGAAGAGGACUGUUGAUCCCUUUUCAAGGAAGGACGAAUACUCUGUUAAGGCGCCCUCGACCUUCCAAAUCAGGGACGUCGGAAAGACCCUUGUCAACCGUACCAGCGGCCUCAAGAACGCAAAUGACUCCCUCAAGGGCCGUAUCUUCGAAGUUUCCCUCGCUGACCUGCAAAACGACGAGGACCACGCCUUCCGCAAGAUCAAACUUCGCGUGGAUGAGAUCCAGGGAAAGAACUGUCUGACCAACUUCCACGGUUUGGAUUUCACUACCGACAAGCUGCGAUCUCUUGUCCGCAAGUGGCAGUCUCUAAUUGAGGCCAAUGUGACGGUGAAGACCACCGACGACUAUCUUCUCCGCCUCUUCACCAUUGCCUUCACCAAGAGACGCCCCAACCAGAUCAAGAAGACUACCUAUGCGCGGUCUUCCCAGAUCCGUGCCAUUCGCAAGAAGAUGACCGAGAUUAUGCAACGUGAGGCCAGCAGCUGCACUCUUGCGCAGCUCACCACUAAGCUCAUCCCGGAGGUGAUCGGUCGCGAGAUUGAGAAGGCUACCCAAGGAAUCUAUCCUCUGCAGAAUGUUCACAUUCGUAAAGUCAAGCUCCUCAAAUCCCCCAAGUUCGAUCUUGGUGCGUUGCUGAACUUGCACGGAGAGUCCACGACAGAUGACAAAGGCCACAAGGUUGAACGCGAAUUCAAGGAGCAGGUCCUUGAGAGCGUUUAA